Messenger RNA from Nematolebias whitei (Rio pearlfish), 1617 nucleotides. RefSeq names its product oncoprotein induced transcript 3 (gene oit3). The transcript has 9 exons. Bases 1 to 1617 code for a protein of 538 amino acids. Gene Ontology annotation, molecular function: calcium ion binding. The record is from RefSeq and is a predicted model, not a curated record. Lineage: Eukaryota; Metazoa; Chordata; Actinopteri; Cyprinodontiformes; Rivulidae.
AUGACUCUCUUGUUCAUCACGAGUCUUCUGCAGGAGGUUUUUGCAGUUGCAGGAGUAGCAUUGGACCCCUGCUCUGCCUACAUCAGCCUGAACGAACCCUGGAGGAACACAGAUUUCCACGUCAACCAGUCGUCCAGCCGGCCCCUGUGUGACAGCCACGUGUCUGGGGAAUGGUACCGCUUCACUGGCAUGGCCGGGGACGCCAUGCCCACCUUCUGCAUCCCUGAGAACCACUGUGGCACGCACGCCCCUAUCUGGCUUAACGGCAGCCACCCACAGCUCCUCGAUGGGAUUGUUACCUUGCCCGUGUGCGCCAGCUUCAACGACAACUGCUGCCAGUGGAACGCAAGCGUUGACGUGAAGGCCUGUCCUGGAGGGUACUUUGUGUACCGCCUGCCCAGACCCUCCGUCUGCUUCCACGUUUACUGUGGCCAUUUCUAUGACAUCUGCGAUGAGGUUGACUGCUCUGGUCCCAGGUGUGUGAAGCCCGACUGUCGCUGUGCACCUGGAACCGUCCUGGGUCCAGACGGACAAACAUGCCUGGAUGUAAAUGAAUGUGAUAAGGGGAAUGGUGGUUGUGCAGAGGUGUGUGUGAACACCAAAGGCUCCAGGCGCUGUGAAUGUGGGCGGGGCCGAACGCUGGGUGAGGAUGGACACCACUGUAGAGAGACCGCAGGCUGCCAUGCCAACAAUGGAGGCUGCAGCCAUGGCUGCUCCCCCCUGCAGGACUCCUAUCAGUGCCACUGUCCCAGAGGGCUGGAGCUGGGAGAGGAUAAACACACGUGCCAGGUUCCAGUCCGGUGUGACCCCAGCUCCAUCACUGUGUCAGUUCCCAAAGAUCUUGUUGGAGGACUGGAGCUCUUUCUGUCCAAUUCGUCUUGUCGAGGCGUCUCCAACGGCACACACAUCAACCUGCAGUUCAGCCUCAAGACCUGCGGCACCGUGGUGGAGGUCACAGAUGACAAGAUUGUAGGGACCAACUUGGUGACAGGUCUCCCCAGGAGCAGCCCAGGCAGCAGCAGGGACCUAAUUGUUCGGACCGGCAAGUUAGUGCUCCCAGUCACCUGCGAGUUCCCCAGGGAGUAUCAGGUGUCAGACGGAUACCAGGCCAGUCUGCGCGGCUCAGCCCUGGAGCUGGCAAGUCACAGUGAAGGAGUCUUCCGGUUCAACCUGGAGCUCUUCAAGAGCUCUGAGUUCUCAGAACCGUACCGUACCCCGCCUCAGCUACGCCUGCACGACUCACUGUUCUUCGGCGUCGAGCCAAAGGAGAGAGUGGAGGGCCUCGCUGCCCAGGUGGAGAGCUGCUUCGCAACCCCAGGGCCCAAAGCCGACCAGGGCCUCAAGUAUUACCUCAUCAAAGACGGGUGCAUCUCAGAUGAAACAGUGACGCAGUAUUCAUCAAAAGACCAACUCUCCAAGCACUACCAGGUCCCCGUCUUCAAGUUCAUUGGCAAGGACAAUCGACAAGUGUUCCUUCACUGCCAGGUGUUGGUAUGUGGGGCAGGAGACACCCGCUGCGCACAGCGCUGCCGAGGACGUGUCCAGCGGGAGAUUCGAACGGGGGACUCUGAGGAGCAGCAAAUGUUGAGCACGGGCCCCAUCUUCAUUUUGCCUUAG